AUGGCGACCGCGCAGGCGCAAAGCGCUGAAACAGAGAAGCUAGCGGUGGGCGUGGCCUACGAGGGGCGUGCCUCACAUGGAGGACGGGGAUUGGUCGGGGGAGGCCCCGCCUCCCGGCGCGGCCCGAUGACGUCAUCGCUCAGCGCCGGCGGGGAGCGAGGCCGGAGGCUCCGCCCUUCCCCUCGGGCUCCUCCCCCCCCUCCCCCUCCCCCCACCCCCUCCCCCCACCCCUCCCCCCCCCUCCCUUCUGGCUCCCCCCUCCCCCCCACCCCCCCGAGUGGGCGUGGCCGCGCGGGGGCGGGGCCCGGGGGGGUGUGGCGGCCCCUCCCCCCGCACUUCCGGCGGCGCAAGGGCGCCCCCCGGCGGCGGCUGCGGGCGCUGCCCCUCCCCCUCCUGCGGCUGCUCCUGGCGCGGGGGGGGGCUCUGGGGGGGCGGGGGGAGGGGCGGCCGCGCCCGCGGGGGGCGGGGCGCCCGCAAGGCCACGCCCCCCUGGGGCAGGAGUGGGCGGGGCCUGCCGGCGGCCCGGAGCGGGGGAGGGGCGGCCCCCGCCCGCGGCCUGUGAGGGGGAGCCCCUCCCCCACCCGGAGGGGGAAGGGCCCCUCCCCAACGGGCUGGGCGGGGGAGGGGCGGGGCCUCUCCCCGCCUGCCCCUCCCCCCCCCUCGCCCCUCCCCCCCCGGCCCCCAUCCUCAUCAGCAACGUCACCGGAGGGGGCGGGGCCGAGGCGGGGCCACGCCCCCUGCCCGCCGGGGGAGGGCCACGCCCCCUCCCCGGCCACGCCCCCCGCCCGGGCCACGCCCCCCGCGCAGCCCAGCCCCCCCCUGAGGGAGGAGCACGUGACCUGCGUGCAGAGCAUCCUGGACGAGUUCCUGCAGGCCUACGGGAGCCUCAUCCCCGUCAGCGCCGACGAGGUCGUGGAGAAGCUCGAGGACAUUUUCCAGCAGGAGUUCAGCACCCCCCAGAGGAGGGGCUCGGUGCAGCAGCUGCUGCAGUCGUACCAGCGCCUGCCGGGCAACGCGCUGCUGCGCGGCUUCCGCGUCAGCUACAAACGCCACGUGCUCACCAUGGACGACCUGCAGACCCUCUACGGCCCCAACUGGCUCAACGACCAGGUGAUGAACAUGUACGGCGACCUCGUCAUGGACGCCGUCCCCGACAAGGUGCAUUUCUUCAACUCCUUUUUCUACGACAAGCUGCGCACGCGCGGCUACGAGGGCGUGCAGCGCUGGACCAAGAACGUGGACAUUUUCGGCAAGGAGCUGCUGCUGAUCCCCAUCCACCUGGAGGUGCACUGGUCCCUCGUGGCCGUGGACGUGGCGCGCCGCACCAUCACCUACUUCGACUCCCAGCGCACGCUCAACCGCCGCUGCCCCAAGCACAUCUGCCGCUACCUGCAGGCCGAGGCCGACAAGAAGGAGCGGCCGGAUUUCCGCGAGGGCUGGAGGGGCGCCUUCAAAUGGUGA
Passer domesticus (house sparrow) is the source of this 1461-nucleotide messenger RNA. RefSeq names its product sentrin-specific protease 3-like. The record is from RefSeq and is a predicted model, not a curated record. Gene Ontology annotation, molecular function: deSUMOylase activity. Gene Ontology annotation, biological process: proteolysis; protein desumoylation. Lineage: Eukaryota; Metazoa; Chordata; Aves; Passeriformes; Passeridae. The transcript is spliced from 9 exons. Gene Ontology annotation, cellular component: nucleus. Bases 1 to 1461 code for a protein of 486 amino acids.